UCGUCUUUCGUCUUCUUCUCCUUCACCUUCACCUUCUCACGCAAAUUCCGUUCUCUCUCUCUCUCUCUCUCUCUCUCUCUCUCUCUGAAAUUCAGGUUUAGAAGUUCUUCUUCUUCUUCUUCCGUGCGAAUAAUCGCUAUUACAAUUCUGAGUUCUUCUCUGCAGGGCUCAUCGGAUUUGAUCGAUGGAACGUGGGAAUGUUCCGAAAUUCGGCAACUGGGAGAGCGAGGAGAAUGUUCCUUACACAGCUUACUUUGAAAAAGCUCGGAAGGUUCGAACAAGCGGUGGCAAAAUGGUGAACCCGAACGACCCGGAAGAGAGCUCAGGUUUGUAUGCUCCAGCCUCUCCUCCUCCUCCUACAAGACCUAAGCCUGAGCAAGAGGAGCCGGUUAAAAGACAAGCUCGAACUACCUCUGCUGCUGGCUCUGAGAACAAUAGUUACGAGAGAUCUCCAUUGCAUAACCAUGCAAGGACGCCCGGUAGGAGUGUCGGCGCCCCCUCGCCUCUAUGGGAUGGAGGCAAGAACUCGUAUGAUGGCACUGGAAGAUCCAAGCCACGAUCCAACAACAUUAGGGGUGACGAAAGCCCUGACAAAGGUACAGUCGUGCCGAAAUUUGGAGACUGGGAUGAAAACAACCCUUCGUCGGCCGAUGGAUACACACAUAUCUUCAAUAAAGUACGGGAAGAAAGAAAUUCUGCGGGAACGGGAACAGGAUCUUCGAGAACUCCUUCUCACCCGAGCACCAAACCACCUUCAGACGGCACCAAGUGCUGCUGCUUUUCUUGGGGAGGAAAAUGAGGGGAUUUUCCGGGAAGAUUCUUGGAUCUGCUCGAGUUUACGAUGAAGUUUGUAUAUAGUAUCGAGGAAACGUUGGUUAAUUUAUCGGUUUACAUCUACCUUGAAGCUGUUUCGGAUGAAAUAAGGCAUCGGUUCCCCGGCAUAAGAUUAGAGAGAAAGCUAUAUGUAAUGUUUGUUUGCUUUACUUUUGUUUAUGUAAUUCUUCCAACUUGUUACCUUUUGUGUUUUCUUGCUAGCUUUUGUUAACAUUUCUAUGUGAACCCUUUGUGUUUGGUUGGAGCAAUGGUCGUUGCAGUA
Messenger RNA from Tarenaya hassleriana, 1096 nucleotides. Its product is annotated as RPM1-interacting protein 4-like. The record is from RefSeq and is a predicted model, not a curated record. The coding region runs from base 185 to 799 and encodes 204 amino acids. Lineage: Eukaryota; Viridiplantae; Streptophyta; Magnoliopsida; Brassicales; Cleomaceae. The transcript is spliced from 4 exons.